Messenger RNA from Seminavis robusta, 2361 nucleotides. The record is from the annotation of a GenBank genome assembly. NCBI's taxonomy places the organism in Eukaryota, Bacillariophyta, Bacillariophyceae, Naviculales, Naviculaceae.
AUGCCUCCAGAAGACGAUGAUGAUGUUACAGCACCUAGCAGUCUUGCCGGCAGAAUUCUUCCUGUCGUCUCAGCUGGGUGCAUCUUUCUCCUGACGACCAGUCUGGUGCUACUGAAUCAUCAAAGCCCCGCUGUUUCUUCUUCCUCAGUGUCAGUGCUACUAGAUCCAUUAUCAUUUCAAGAUAAUAUCGUCCUGACGCCUCAAGAGCGACAAUCUGCCGAAGAGGAUCGCCGGUUCUUGCAGGACAUGAUGGGAGAAGACGACCAAGCCGAUAUGGUGGAUGACGGCUUUACCCGCGACGAUACGUGCAAGCGCUACAUGAGCAAAUUCUUGAAUGGCACCACGGACUUUAACGACGUGUGCGACGGGGUCUACAAUGCCUACGAAGAAGCCGAUUGUGCCGAGGACAUUCACGUCAAAAUGAUGGCACAAGGUAUCGAGAAAAACGAUACCGGUCUGGACGACUUUUAUCAACGUUGGGAAUGCUGCAGCAGUAUCUACCAGUACUACAACACGCAUUGUCACGAACCAAAACUAGACAGUGGACGACUGUUGGGAAUUCUCAGCGUUUUGGUGCUUUGCGGAAUUGUCAAAUCAUUUGUGCAUCAAGUCAUGCAACUGGAAUGGCUCCCGGAUGUUUGUGUCUAUGUCUUGGUGGGAGCCAUUACGGGGGGCAUCUUGCGAGUCUUGGCACCCGAUAUCGUGGCCGAACGAUUGACAUUCAACAAUGAUUUGUUUCUACACAUUUUGCUGCCACCCAUCAUCUUUCAAGCAGCCUUGAAGAUUGACAAACGAUCCUUUCGAAGAGAUAUUUUCCCAAUACUCAGUUUUGCCGUGAUUGGUACCGCUCUCAGUGCGGGAACGGUCGGAGUCAUCACUUACUACAUGACACGCAUUGGAUCGGGAGUACAUCUUCCCCUGCUGGAUUCUCUCUUGUUUGGAUCUCUCAUUUCCUCCAUUGAUCCUGUAGCAACUCUGGGGAUUCUCUCCAGUGUAGGUGUCAGCCAACGAGACACCUUGUUUACCAUUAUAUUUGGGGAAGGAAUGGUCAAUGACGCCGUGGCGAUUGUUCUAUUUGACACACUGACCAAACAUCUCGGAGACGAAUCUGCCGUGGGAAAAGCUACCGCGUUGGAAAUGCUCCGGUACUUUGUUCAGAUUUCCUUUGGGUCCAUGGCCGUUGGAGCAUUGUGUGGGGCACUAUGUACCUUGUACUUUUACAAUGUCUUUGGCAAGCACACUCCCGUCACAGAGGUGGCCCUCUUCUUUUCCUUUGCAUUGAUUCCGUUCUACUUGAGUGACAUGCUGGGAGGAUCCGGCAUCAUUGCCAUUAUGACCAUGGGGUUCUUCUUGGACUACUAUGUGGUGGGUGGCAAUCAGAGCGAGGAGGGAGAAUGGAUGGACUUUAUGCAACUACGCUGCAACCGAGAUCGAGCCGCUAGGAGCGAGGGCGACUUGGCGCGGGUAAUGUCCGAGGAAGAAGAGGAACAGCCCAGUCGUUGGGAUCAUUUGAAACUAUCUUGGGACAGAGCAUUCUCGGGCAGGGGACACAUUGUCACCAAAAGUCGAAGCCACGUUGGAUUUGUCGCGGAGGUAAUUGCGGAUGUGAUGGAGACCGCCAUCUUUGCCUACUUGGGUUUGUUCCUGUUCAAUGCCAAUAAUGCAUGGGAUUGGAAGCUCAAUGGGAUUGCGGUCUUUGGGUGUGUUUCGAGCCGACUCGCCAUGGUUCUAGCGGUCAGCUUCCUGAUCAAUGCAUUUGUAUUUUGUGAUGUGGAAGGAGCGCUCGGUCGCUGUUUCCGCAAGAUUUGGUCUGACCUUACGACACGCCAACCACCAAACACUCUUACCCAAAGUACGCGAACUACAAUGAGUGCUCCACUCUUGUCAGACUAUGACACACACUACGACGAACCACCAACCGCGGAAGAAGAUGACGACGACGAUGAUGACCCGGAGUCCAGCGUCAACAAGCGGUUUUUGGAUAUGAAAACCCAAAUGAUGGUCGUUCUGGCAGGCGUUCGCGGGGCUGUUUCCUUCGCACUGGUGGCCAACGUGCCACUGUAUAACAGCGUUAGCAAACGGGGGUCACAAUACAAAGCAGAACUCAAGGCCAUGACGUCCUCCUCCAUCGUCUUUACUCUGUUUGUAUUCGGCGCGAUCACCUACUUCAUCGUGAGAAAGGACCAGCAGGAUCCAAACCGAGAAAGAAUAGCUGGCAACUUUACACACCGACUGAUGAGCAUGCCCCUUGCAUCGGACAAUGAGGGGGAAGACGAUUCUGAUGCUGUCGCUGAUACCAGCUUACUAAUGGAGGUGGAAACAGAAGCACCCCGCCGAGCUCGCUUCCAUUCAGCUAGCUAA